Molecule: messenger RNA, 1938 nt
Organism: Cylindrotheca closterium
Lineage: Eukaryota; Bacillariophyta; Bacillariophyceae; Bacillariales; Bacillariaceae
Source: the annotation of a GenBank genome assembly
AUGGCACAGAAGGAGGAGACUCGAUGGCGACGGAAAGCUCAAGGCAAAGGUUUUUCUGGUGGUCUACAGCAGAUUAAAGUGGCCCAGGUGGCACAAGAUGGUUCCUCCCAUUGGGUAACAUGCCAGUCUAAACGCCUUUUGGAGGAGGGCUGCAUGCAAGAGAAUUGUCUAUGGUAUGACCAGACGCGCUACCCCUACCCUACCCCACCAACGACUGAACCUUUGUACUCCAACUUCAACGGCCCCAACGCAGAGCAGAACAGCAAAGCAUUGCUUCAAGGCCUUUAUGAAGUUGAGACAUUGGACCGUUACUUGGCGUCAUUCAUUGACCAUUGUCAACGGCCUGAGGGCUUGGAAGACCAACCACUGGAGGUGGACCUUGAGGAUCAUGUUAGCUUCUGGCGUCAGCACGGUUCUUGCAAGCGUCACCAGGCAAUCGAUCUGGCUCUUACUAAGCGGCUCACUUGGGACCUUCUACAUCUCCAACGCCGUCCUGUGGGGUGGAUAUCCAAUGAUGCCAAGUCCUGCUUUGACCGCAUUGUCCACGGGGUGGCUACCACUAGCCUGAUGCGCUUUGGGAUUCAAUGUUGUACCCUUUGCUCCAUGUUUGACACCCUGAUGAAGUCAAAACACCGGGUCCGUACGGGGUUUGGUGAUUUGGACCGUGUCUUUACUCCUCCCACUCUGAUCCCAUUCCAAGGCUGUGGACAGGGCAAUGGGGCAGGACCUCCUAUCUGGGUGGCAAUUAGCUCCAUUCUCUUAGGGAUGAUGAUUAGUAAAGGCUUUGGCUUUGAUUUUCUGAUUCCGGUGCUCGUUUAUGAUGCUGCACCAGACAUUGAUAAGCUUCCGCACCCUGCCGCACCAAUGCUACACCGAGUAAUGAAAAAUGGGGCUCCUGUGGUGGUUCAUUCGGAGCCAUGGAGCCAGAGCCAACUCGACAUGCGAGUUGCUUGGGGCUGUCACUCAUCAGCAAACGAAUUCAAAGAGUUUCUGAUGGAGAAGUUUUUGGAUUUUGGAAGGAAGGGAUUUUUGAUCCUACUUCCAUAUGACGCCAUCAAGGACGAGAAAGGACUUUGCCUUUCUCCAAUUGGCUGCGUACCACAAGAUAACAGAAGACCACGGAUGAUUGUUGAUUAUUUGUUCUGGGGACUCAAUGACGAGACAAUGAAACUUGCCCCAGAGGGAGCUAUGCAAUUCAGCACGGCCCCACUAUGCAUCCGCGAGGCACUCAUGAAGGCAAACCCGGACUAUGGGCCAGUUUACAUGUACAAGAACAACAUGUUGGAUGGUUUCUACCGCAUCCAACUCGAUGGCGGCUUGGGAGUCAACCACAUUGGACAAUGGCUUGGAGUUUCGCACCGUGUGGGACCCAUGAUGACAUAUUGGGUUCUCCCAAAGAGCGGUAUCCCCAUUUCUGUAGAUACUGUCCAAAUGGUAACCAAGGCUGAACAGCAAACUGAUUCUGUCAAUCAACAGAUGCAACGUUGGGCAGCUGAUGUCUCCAAGAUAGUUGACGCCAAAUCUACAUACAUCAACUGGGGGAAGGAAGAGAUUCCUCAUCAAAUGAUGUUCGAUUUUGAUAACAAGGAUGACAAAUUUAUGCGCAACUUUGAUAUGCUCAUCAACCCAGAGAUGCUGCAUGAUGGCGACUUUGAGGGGACUGAACAAGCUGCAGAUGACCUUGAUGCCCAAGAUUUUACCAACAUGAAGAUUGGUUUACAGCAAGGCACAGAAGGCGAACUCCAAAGGGCAAAGGUGAAACAACAGAUAGUGGAUGAAAAUGGAAGACCAAUUGGCGUCGCUAGCUCCAAUCAACUGCUUGACAGAAGACAAUAUGAAGUGGAGUAUGCCGAUGGCGGUACUGAAAUAUUUGCAGCCAAUAUUCUGCUGAGAAUUUGCUUGCACAGGUCAACGAACACGGACAUAAGCACCAACUGA